Ahaetulla prasina is the source of this 2270-nucleotide messenger RNA. RefSeq names its product RAB35, member RAS oncogene family (gene RAB35). Gene Ontology annotation, cellular component: plasma membrane; endosome membrane. The record is from RefSeq and is a predicted model, not a curated record. Gene Ontology annotation, biological process: Rab protein signal transduction; endocytic recycling. Gene Ontology annotation, molecular function: GTP binding; GTPase activity. NCBI's taxonomy places the organism in Eukaryota, Metazoa, Chordata, Lepidosauria, Squamata, Colubridae. The coding region runs from base 213 to 818 and encodes 201 amino acids. The transcript has 6 exons.
GGGCGGAGGAGUGCGCAUGCGCUUGGGAGGGGAAGCGACGAGCGGCGGGGCGGGGGCUGUCGCCGUCGCCGUCGCCGCCGCUGCCGCCGCUGUCAGUUCCGGCUGCAGGUCGAGGAGCCGAUCCGGCCUCGGCGCCGCCUGAGGAGACUCGGCCUUCGCGCCACGACGGGAGCGGCCGCUCCCCCGGAGCUCCCCCUCCCCCGCCAGCGGCCAUGGCCCGGGACUACGACCACCUCUUCAAACUCCUCAUCAUCGGCGACAGCGGUGUCGGCAAGAGCAGUUUGCUGCUACGCUUUGCAGACAACACUUUCUCAGGCAGUUACAUUACCACCAUUGGAGUCGACUUCAAAAUUCGGACUGUUGAAAUCAACGGGGAAAAAGUCAAACUACAGAUCUGGGACACUGCGGGACAGGAGCGCUUCCGGACGAUCACAUCGACGUAUUACCGAGGGACCCACGGGGUCAUUGUGGUUUACGACGUCACCAGCGCAGAGUCUUUCGUGAACGUCAAGCGGUGGUUGCAUGAAAUAAAUCAGAAUUGCGACGAUGUGUGCCGAAUAUUAGUUGGCAAUAAGAACGAUGAUCCAGAACGGAAAGUGGUAGAGACGGAAGACGCCUAUAAAUUUGCUGGGCAGAUGGGCAUCCAGCUGUUUGAGACCAGUGCCAAAGAGAACAUUAAUGUGGAAGAGAUGUUCAAUUGCAUCACAGAGUUGGUUCUUCGGGCCAAGAAAGACAACCUCGCCAAGCAACAGCAGCAGCAACAGAACGACGUGGUGAAACUCACAAAGAACAGUAAACGGAAGAAGCGUUGCUGUUAAUGGCCUUCCUCCUCCCUCCUCCUCCUCCUCCGGGGGCGGCAGAGACUGGGCGCUCGGGCAGCCCCGCCCUCGCAGCCUGGCGCAAGCGAUGCCCCAGGACUCUUUCCCCCCACCCCCUCUCCCCGCGUGCCGUUAUUUAAAGGAGCUCCCGCCGUCGUCUCGAUCAGGAGGCACCUUACCUUGACCGUGCCAAGAACAGGAUGGGACGGACGAAGGUUCUGUCCAUCCUAAAAGUUUAUUUUUCUUCCCACUCACCCACCCCGUCCUCUUGAAGAGCAUCUUAGUAGACAAGGAUGACUUGACCUACCGAGGGGACUUCAGCGUUUGUACAUAAUGUAUAUGGGCUUUGAACCCAGCUGCACCUCCGCUUCGGGCUUCUGCCUUCUCUGAUUCCGCCAAUCAUGAAUUGUUCAGAACUCUCUCUUUUUUGUGUGUGUGUGUGUGUGUUUGGUUUUGUUUACUUGCUCUUUUUUUCCCCCUCCUCUCUCCAAAAAACACAAUCCAAUAAUAACCUUAAAAAAGGCGGCUCUCGUUGACGGCCGUUAUUCUUCAUUAGCUUUUCAGCGAGACGUGGAUCCCUCCCAAACUCUUAAAGUCGUUGGACGUUCCCGGAGUGGUUUUGUGUUCUCUGUCCUUCAAAUUCCCUCCUUUCAAGAGAAGGAUAAAGAUCCCGCGUUUGUCAAAGGCAAUUUAAACCUCCGUGGCAGAGAAAAAAUUAGGAUUAAAACUUUUAUUGCCCUCCUGGUAGCAUCCCUGUCCAUGUAAGACUUCAAGAACGGAAAAUCUUUCUUUUUUUAAAAAAUAAUAAUAAUAAUAAGUGUAUCAUUCUGGACCAAGUAUGAAGGGCGAAGAGAGAAAUGUGCUCCUGACGGGAUCAAUUCUUCGUGGUUCUCUUCUUCCUUUCGCCCUCCCCCUUAAUUUUUGUUUUUCCUUCAGAAGCUGAGAGAAUUUGGGAAAGGAUGGCUGGAUGGUUUUUGUCCGUUCUCGAUUCGAACAAAACCUGCCUCUGGGUUCCGAUGCUAGCUGCUGAAGAGCGAAUAGUUCUUUUAAGAAUUAGGUUAAAACAAGGUCAUACGAGCUUCACCCAGCAUAUAAUCACCAGCUUUUGAUUCGAUAUCCCACAGAGCAUAUCACGGAGGCAAAAAGCCACCCAAUCCUCAAAUCACUGGGAUCUCCCACACACCCCGUUGUCCUGGCAUCCAGUGAUGACCAGGGUCAUGUUAAAGAGAUCCUUGGACUUCAAAUCUUGCCGGAAGGGCUCAGCAGAAACCCUGUAUUUAUUGUCCGGCUGCUCUUUCGGAUGGGAAGCAGGUACGGCCACCCCAACUCAAAAGCAAAAGAAGUGAGGAGUUUCCCCUUAAGCCGAAGGGAGUCCUCUUCCACUUCAGCAAGCCGUGUUCCACCGUGGACUUGUAAGGUGCUUCCGAUCUUCUCGGAGGCAGCUCGGGCCCC